This is a messenger RNA of Phascolarctos cinereus (koala), 2542 nucleotides long. RefSeq names its product ankyrin repeat and SOCS box containing 8 (gene ASB8). Lineage: Eukaryota; Metazoa; Chordata; Mammalia; Diprotodontia; Phascolarctidae. The record is from RefSeq and is a predicted model, not a curated record. Gene Ontology annotation, molecular function: protein binding. Gene Ontology annotation, biological process: intracellular signal transduction.
AGAGCGGAAGAGCCCAGCCCCAAAGUGUGCGCAGGCGCCCUCCGCCGCCCGGUCGCAGGCAUGUGCGCAGGCCCACUGGCCCCCCUUCUGUCCUCUGGUAGUCAGAGGGGGAACCACCUGCGCCUGACACCUUGUGCUUCCGGGUCAGCCUUGGUAGCGGUUUUCGGUACCCAUUUCGACUUGGUGGUUCGUUUGGAGCAUGUAAACAUAUCCUGAGUCCUUGAUGAGUUCCAGUAUGUGGUAUAUUAUGCAGAGCAUUCAGAGCAAAUAUUCUCUCUCAGAGCGCUUAAUUCGAACAAUUGCUGCCAUACGUUCCUUUCCUCAUGAUAAUGUGGAGGACCUGAUCAGAGGGGGAGCUGAUGUGAAUUGUACUCACGGCACACUGAAGCCACUGCACUGUGCAUGCAUGGUGUCAGAUGCUGACUGUGUGGAGUUACUCUUGGAAAAAGGAGCUGAGGUAAAUGCUCUAGAUGGCUACAACCGGACGGCUCUCCAUUACGCAGCUGAGAAAGAUGAAGCCUGUGUGGAAGUCCUGUUGGAAUAUGGUGCAAACCCCAAUGCACUAGAUGGCAACAGAGAUACCCCGCUUCACUGGGCAGCCUUUAAGAAUAAUGCUGAGUGUGUAAGGGCCCUUCUAGAAAGUGGUGCCUCCGUCAAUGCCUUGGAUUACAACAAUGACACACCACUCAGCUGGGCAGCCAUGAAGGGAAACCUUGAGAGUGUUAGCAUACUCCUUGACUAUGGUGCAGAGGUCAAGGUCACCAACUUAAAGGGCCAGACACCUAUCUCCCGGUUGGUGGCUCUGUUGGUUAGGGGAGUAGGAACAGAAAAAGAGGAUUCUUGCUUUGAGCUCCUCCACAGAGCCGUUGGACACUUUGAAUUACGGAAAAAUGGCACCAUGCCUGGUGAGGUAGCCAAAGACCCACAACUUUGUGAAAAACUGACUAUGCUGUGCUCUGCCCCAGGAACCCUGAAAACAUUGUCUCGAUAUGCUGUUCGACAUAGCCUGGGACUCCAGUAUCUGCCAGAUGCAGUAAAGGGCCUGCCGUUGCCAGCAUCUUUGAAGGAAUACUUGUUACUUGUAGAAUAACUGAGGAAGAGCUUGGGCCAUCACACAACAAUUCUACAUGAGGUUUGCUCUGCAGACCUAGUUGUCCUGUUCUGUCAUGGGGAAAUGGGAUGCAGAUGCUCAUGCCUGGUGCAUAGAUUUUGAAACAACAUAUCACAGCAAUAACACCCUUGCCACCUCCCCUCUAAGCCAAACAAAAAAAAAAUCCAGUGCUUUUUUGUUUGCAGAAAGUGUGUGUAUUGCUUACUCAGCUUUUGUUAUUUGCACCUUCUAAUGGAAGAGGUCUCCAUGUCCCCUCUCAUUUAGGAGACUUGCAGCUAGAGCCAGCUGCACAGCUGAAUUUCUUUAGGAAAAUUAAAUAUAUUUAAAUAAUGUGUGUGAUCUCCCUGCAGAAACAUUUGGUGACUAACCCUUUAGGAGCUUUUUAAUUGGUCAUUGGAGAUUUUCAGGGAAAAAACAGACCAGUUAACACUGUUCACAGUCUAAAGAAGAAAAUAUAACAGUUUAAAUAGUGCAAUUUAAUAAUGACUUAACUGAAUGACAUGCUAGCAUUGCCAUGUUAUUGAGGGGGGAAUUUUCCUUUGUUUCCCAUCAUAAGAAAUAACAAGCUGUCCUUUUUUUUACCCCUGUUUGAGUGGUACAGCAGAAUUAACUUAUCUGCUCUCCAGUGUAAAGAAAAUAGUUAUCUGUAGUCCUGAAAAUGCUAGUUUCUCACAUGUAUUACCUCUCAGACUUUCCCCAAUCAGGUGUUCCAACCGCACCAAGAAGCCAUCGUCCCUAUCCUUUAGAUCUUUUAGUGUUUGAUUCUAGAAGGGAAAGGUAUAAGCUAGGCUGCUUUCUUCCAAGCUCAAGUUCAUAGUCUCUGUAUAGAAAACUCCACUAAAUGUUUGGAAUUGUUUUUCUUUCAUUGUUAAGUUGUGCUUUGUACUAAUUGACAUUUUAGUCAUUUCAGGCUGUGUGUAUGUAUGUGUUGGUAGUGGGAGAUACUGUAUGGAGAAGAACCAACUGCCUAGAAAAGUGUGGUUUGGGUCAGUAGGACUUUUUAUUUCCAUAUUCCUAAACUUUGAAUCAAAUAAUCUGAGGAAUACUUGACUAAAACAAAAAACUCUGUGUAUGUGUGUGUUGGGGGAAGGGAAGGGAGGGAACUAAGGAAAAUGGUGGGAGGAAGCCAUAUGCAAAAUAGGAAUGGAAUCUGUUGAGGUAACUUGAAAAUAAGUGAGAAGAAAGGCAGUUUGAUAUAUUGAAUAAAGAGUAGACUUUGAAUUCAGGAAGACCUGGGUUCAAAUUCUUCCAUACAUACUGGCUUUGUAACCCUGGGCAGAUCAUUUAGUACUCUAUUUAGCUUAAGACUAUAUAUAAAGUACCGAACAGUUGCCAGUUGGUAUUGACCAAAAGAGUUUCCUCAUUAAGAGAUCCCUAAAAUCACAUGUCUGGUCCAAAAGUAAAGUGAAUCUGAUUUUUUUGUUGUUGUUA